GAGCGAGGGAGCGAGGGAGCGAGGAGCGGCCGGGUGUGAGUGUGUGUGGGGGUGGGGGCGAGUGUGUGUGGGAGUGGGGGUGAGGGAGAUCCAGACAGACCGCGAGGCUGUGAGAAAGUGGGCGAGUGUGCGAGGGCGCCCGGCCUGGCUGCGGGAGCCGCGGCGGUGGAGGAGAAAGGAGGCGGCUCCCGGCAUCCCUCCCCCCUCCCCCCCUCCUUCUCGGACUUCCAGCCCGCCCCGCAGCCCGCGGUUCCCUCGGAGGCCCCAGUCCGGCUCCGCUGGCAGAGAGCGAGGGAGGAGCCGCCCGAGCCAGAAAGAAUCUGCAUUCAGGAGGAAAUAAUCCAGGAGAAGGAAGACCAAGCAGAUCAAGAUGUGUAGCUCUGUGGCAGCCAAGUUGUGGUUUUUGACAGAUCGUCGAAUCAGGGAAGACUAUCCCCAAAAAGAGAUUUUACGAGCAUUAAAGACCAAAUGUUGUGAGGAGGAAUUGGACUUUAGAGCCGUGGUGAUGGAUGAGGUGGUACUGACAAUCGAGCAAGGAAACCUGGGUCUACGGAUCAAUGGAGAACUAAUUACUGCCUAUCCCCAAGUGGUGGUAGUGAGAGUACCAACCCCUUGGGUGCAAAGUGAUAGUGACAUCACUGUUUUGCGCCAUUUAGAGAAGAUGGGAUGCCGGUUGAUGAACCGACCUCAAGCCAUCCUGAACUGUGUUAAUAAGUUUUGGACUUUUCAAGAGUUGGCUGGCCAUGGUGUUCCUUUGCCGGAUACUUUCUCUUAUGGCGGUCAUGAAAAUUUUGCUAAAAUGAUUGAUGAAGCAGAAGUACUGGAGUUUCCAAUGGUAGUGAAGAAUACUCGAGGUCAUAGAGGCAAAGCGGUUUUCUUGGCUCGAGAUAAGCACCAUUUGGCUGAUCUAAGCCAUCUUAUUCGCCAUGAAGCUCCAUACCUGUUCCAGAAGUAUGUUAAGGAGUCUCAUGGACGGGAUGUGCGUGUCAUUGUUGUGGGAGGCCGUGUGGUUGGCACCAUGUUACGUUGUUCAACAGAUGGAAGGAUGCAGAGCAACUGCUCACUAGGUGGUGUGGGGAUGAUGUGCUCCUUGAGUGAACAAGGGAAGCAGCUAGCUAUCCAGGUGUCUAAUAUCCUGGGGAUGGAUGUGUGUGGCAUUGACCUAUUGAUGAAAGAUGACGGCUCCUUCUGUGUCUGCGAGGCCAAUGCAAAUGUAGGUUUCAUCGCCUUUGAUAAGGCUUGUAAUCUAGAUGUAGCUGGUAUCAUAGCGGACUAUGCCGCCUCCCUCCUGCCCUCUGGCCGGCUCACCCGGCGUAUGUCCCUGCUCUCCGUGGUGUCCACGGCCAGUGAGACUAGUGAGCCGGAGCUGGGUCCCCCAGCCAGCACUGCUGUCGACAACAUGAGCGCAAGUUCCAGCUCUGUUGACAGCGACCCUGAAAGCACGGAGCGAGAGCUACUGACCAAGCUCCCGGGGGGCCUAUUCAACAUGAACCAGCUGAUAGCCAAUGAAAUCAAACUCCUGGUGGAGUGACUCCACCAGUAAAUAAUUAACCAACAAAACCCUUGUAAAACUCACUUUCUUUUUCUUCUUUUUUUUCUUUCUUUCUCUUUUUUUUUAAACCAACUUGCAAUGCUGUUCAUGGAAGGGUACUCAGGAAGAUGAGAGAAAAUUGAGUAGAAUUAGGAGAGAAGAAAGGGAGAUAGACUAGACCUCUGCUAUUAAGAUGUUACUGACUAAUUUACAGAUAGAAUGGCAGAAGAGGUGAAAUACAGAAAAAUGUCAGGCUCUUAUGUUACCCUUUAAAAUUACUCAAUGUGUAUGCUCUCAGGUCAUGAAGAACACACAACUUUUUUUCAUGGCCCCUUGCUUUUGCUUUUGUACAGUUGCUACAGAUUUUGUCGUAGCGUUACUUCACAUUUCAUUGCAAAGAUUUGUAAUGAGAGGAAAACAUCUACCUAAAUUAUAGGAAUUUUUACAUACAACUCUGAAAAUUCUGCCUUUACCAUAUUAACUAGCAACUUUAUGUUCAUAGUUUAUGAAGUCUUGAGGAGCUCUUUUACUGGGAUUUAUUAUUUCUCUUUUUUGGUUUUCCUUUAAUUUGGGUGGGAGGGCAAUAUUAAUAUGACCCAAUAAAGGUUUCUUAAUGACAGAAUUGGCAUUUUCGUAUGAUGAAAGGGAAAUGAACAGUAUUGCAAUGUCUGGUACACAAAAUGACAUUUACUCCAAUGUAGAUAAAAUUACACUAGUUUAAAAUAUGUGCAUUGACUUGUAUAUGUUAGUGUUUUAAUCUUUUUUGAAAGAUACAUGCUCUGUUAAUGUUGCAGUUUUUUUUUAAUACAUGCUAGUCUAACAUUCCCUGAUCUAUGCCUGCAUCUUUAACAAUGGCCAAAGUGAAGAAAGUGCUACCUUUUUGUUAACAAGACACUGACUUGAAACAUGUGCAUUUAAAGCCUUUUUCUUUUUCCUUUUUUCUUUUGGUGGUUGGGCAUUUAAAGUAUAAGGACAAGGGAAAAUAUUUUUGGGGGGCAAAUCAAGGGCCUAUAAGUUCUUAAGUAUAAAGCUGAGGUGAUUUUAUAAUACCAGCAUUAUAUAUUUGCAUUUUUCACAUUUUAGGAGGGAGUAUAUAUAUGUGUGUGUGUGCACGCAUGCAUGUGUAUGUGUUUUGCUUUUUGUUUACACCAACUAAUCAAAAAGGAUAGAUUCUAGAAAAUGGAGCAUGAUGGGGAAACACAGUUUUUACUUUAAAUAACAGAUAACUUGUUUUAAUAACUACACUGGGGUAGAGGUACUCACUAAAGACAUAAAGAGAAUAGAUGCUUCUAAGGCCUUUUAAUGUAUAUGUAUGUUGUUUGGUUUUUUUCUUUGGUUCUAGACUGUUCAGUGUAUGAUUUAUUUAAGGCUACAUGCUUUUCUAUGCUUCUGGCUGUGCAUUUUCUCCUAUUACACACAGGUUUUAGGGUGGGGUGGACUGGACGUUUUUGUUUGGAGACUUAUUUUGCAGUAUUAAGUCUCUUAUAGCCCAACUCCGAAGCCUUCAAUACUGCCCACUCUUCAUAUAUUCCUUUAAUUUCUGAAUUUAUAAAAGCCCCAAAAUGGCAUAUAACACGAGCCUUUAAAACAUGGGUAAAUCUAUUUGAAUAAUGGGUUUGGAAGGUGUGUUAAGAAAUGGAGAUUCUCCAGAACUCAACGUAAUUUUUUUUAAACAGCAAGUUCCAUCUCACUACAAUCCUCUGAAGCUUUUACCUGAGUCCUUUCUUGCCUCUUCAGUGCUUUUUUCCUUCAGAUGGACCUUAAACAUAAUUUCUCGGACACUACUAGAGAGACUUCGAGGCAAUAAUAAAAGAUCAGUAUUAACCAGCUCUAACAGAGGUUUGAUCAUGCUUGUACAGUUUUUCCCCCGUUUUAAAAAGGAAUGUAAUAAAAUUUGUUCUUUUCCAUAGAAUUAAAUAAUAUUGAAAUUGAGUGAAAGGUUGAUUGUUGGCAAAUAGAAUAGUACCUCUAAUCUGUGCAGUGUCUCAUUUCACCUCAGAAAAAGAUGAUAAUAAGAGGAUUUUCUAAUUUAUUUUAAGAUAUUCUAAUCUCAUAUAAAAGAAUUUGCAUAGGGUUAUUGUGGACCUUACAUAUGUCUAUAAGUACCUCUGACUCAUUAACAGAAAGAAAUACUUGGUACUUCUUUCACUGAAUGACCAUAGGAGGAUGCAUAUUUGGGAUAGAGAAGUAAAUGAGGGAGAAAGAAGUGCUUAAUUAAGUUAUUCGUACGAUUGUGUAGAGAGCAUCUGGUUGUCACGUAAAUUAUGAUACAUUAAAUACUUACAUAUCACAUGUAUAUAGAUUUAUGAAUUUUAAAACAUAAAUAGAACACCCUCUCUACUUGAUGAAAAACUCAGGGUUUGUUGUUGGGUGGGAUAAGGUGUCAGGAAAAAUGUAGAUAGCCUUUAAAACUAUUUUACCAAACUAACCAAAUAUCAGAAUUAUGUGAGAUUAUUUCACCUUUAGUUUUAUUCACUACUGAUCGAUCUUUUGUGCAUUCACACUAUAUUAAAACAUAGCUUUACCAACCUAUUUCUGGACUUAUACACUCACAUGUUAGAAUAAAGAGGUUAGGAAUGAUCAUCUUAGCGUUUAAAAACAUGAAUAUCUUCUUGAACUCCCUCGAAAAUUAAGGUAAAGAAUAUGAUCAAAUCAUUCUGGAAGAACCCAGAUGAAACACCCCAGAUAUAUAAGUGAAACUUAAAUAUAUUUUCAUAUUGUUUAAUAACUUUUGUAUAAUCUUCAUUGCUAUUAUGAGAGCUAAAAAUGUAUUUAUCAAAUAUGUAUAAUUCUUAUCAUGCCCAAAUCUGAAUUAUUGUAAAAUUGUGUAUUGUUAAAAUUGUAAUUCUUAAUUGUAUUUUAAAAGUAAUUCUUUCUGAUAUUGUUUUUAUGUUACCUAUGAUGAAAACUGGACUACACAUACACACACACACACACACACACCCACCCACACAUCCCCAUGAACUAUUCCAUUUAAAAUUUUUAAUAGUUUUUUCUUUUUUUUGGUGCCUAAAAUUGAUUGGUCAUUUCUGCUGGCUUUUCCUUCACUGAACUUUGAAAUCUUUCUGUAUAUGCUAUCAAUAAGAAAAUAUGCUGGAACGUUAGAAAAAUCCACCAAGAGACUUGUUUUCAUCAAGCACUUUAUCAGACUUUUGAGAAGGUAUCGAAGGCAUUGGAAAGAAUUGACUUUAAAAAUCAUCUUUUUCUCAAGAAGAAAACAAUGGAAAAACAAAUUCUCUUCAUUCAGUGAAUCCCCAGUUUGGGGUCUGGGGAGCGUAGAGACAUUGUGAAAUCAAAUCUUGUGUUACAUUUUUCUCCUGGCUCACUCUUUUUGAGAAGGUUUAUGGGCUAUAUGGCUGGUGAGACACGAUCCCCUCCUAAGAAAAUGUAGGUGCUCAGACAGGUAACCUCUGCUGCUACUGUUUUUAUUUGUUUGUUUGUUUGUUUAAUUUCAUUUAAAAUUUGUUUUUGUUGUACUAGGAUAUUUUUAAAUGUAAUAUAUUGCAGGAUUUAUAACCAGGUUCACUGCUUUCUUUCUUUCUUUUUUUUUUUUCUUAAAAAAAAAAACAAAGUUUCAUUUAAGAUACAUUUAGGCGCCUUUGAAGCUUGGAUUUUGGAAUGUUUCAGUAGUGGACAGAAAUCUGCUGUUGGAAUCUUCUAGUCUUCCAGGUUUAAUUUGAAAUGUUUUUAGUUUUGUUUUGGAGUUUUGUGUGGUAUUUUAUUUCCUUUAUAUCAGUGCCCUUUUGCCAUGCUGUUUUGGGGUGGCUGCCUAACUCUAGUGAAAAUUCUUUCUAUAUUAACGGAAGUUUGGUGUUUUAAAUUCCUUAAUGUUUUGCAUUUUUUUAAAUUGUUUUUAAAGAAAUAUUCUAACUGCUUGCACUGUUACUGUUCUUUGCCAGCCUUUUCAGGAGCCAAAAAAACAAAAACAAACAAACAAAAAAAUACCCAGAGAAAAAACUUUCCUUCUUCCCCCUUCCUGAUGAUGAGUGAGAAGUAUUGAGAACUUUCGGGGUCAGUGCCCUUCUAAACUCCCCUUCCCCCAAUAAUGCAGCUGUAUAAUGAAUGGUAAAUGCAGCGGUUUGGAUUCAGGCACAGCCCCAGCCUGCUUGCAGCAGAGAGAUAAACUGGUAGGUGGCAGCAGAAGAAGGAAUUCUUCAGAUUGAUGGCUACUGAAAGAAUCUACAUAGAAGAGAUAGAGCAUAACAUAUCAAGUGAAGCAAAGGGGGCAGAAAAUGGCAACAGGACUAAAAUGUUUGGAUUUUGACUCUAAAUGGUUCUAUUGAAGUAACCAGUGAUCCUUUUUGCUUAUUACUUCAUUCACAGAAUGGACGAAGAUAGAUUUGACUGUAUGUUUUUUGAAAUGGAGGAUAGAAAUACCCAGAACAAGGAAGCAGUAGCUCUAACCUGUUUGAUUCAAUGUGUUUUCUAAAAUAAAAAUACCAGAACUGGGAAUAAAAUAGUAUGGAGUGUGAUUUGUUCUUUUGGCAGUUAUUCCUGCCCACUCCAUCUUAUAUGAAUUCACUUCAGUCCUUAUGGCUAGACUUGAAGUCUAGCUCCACAUGUGUCAUUCUCUUUAUUCUUUCCUUUUCUUCAUUUUGCAAACUCCUUUGGUUCUUGAGAUACUGAUUUUUCUAUAAUAUAUUCUGAAAUGAUUACUUCUCCUCUUAGUACAUAGGCACUAAAAUAUGUAUCAUUUUACAUGUAAAUAUGUAUUACAUGGAUUUAGCCCUGCCCUUUUCCAUCCCACUUUAUCUGUCCAUGCUAAAUAAUGGUUUCUGUGUUUUCUUAAUCUCUGAAGAAAUGCAGCUUUUUUUCUAUUUCCCUCUGACAACGCCCUGGCAUACACUCAUCACAGUAUCACUCACUGUUUUAAUCUUCUUGUAGCUAGAGACCAUGUCUGACCCAAUAUAUUUGAAUUAUAGAAGAUCUGAUACCUCUAUGUGUAUACAGAGGCAGCCCUAGUACUUAGGACAAAAAAUAUUGAUAUUCUUUGUAGUCAGAUAUUGAUAUAAAUUCUAAUUCCAUUAUUUACUGGUUACAUGGACUUUGG
Zalophus californianus (California sea lion) is the source of this 6581-nucleotide messenger RNA. It is a transcript of the gene RIMKLB, whose product is annotated as ribosomal modification protein rimK like family member B. NCBI's taxonomy places the organism in Eukaryota, Metazoa, Chordata, Mammalia, Carnivora, Otariidae. The record is from RefSeq and is a predicted model, not a curated record. The coding region runs from base 371 to 1531 and encodes 386 amino acids. Gene Ontology annotation, biological process: protein modification process. Gene Ontology annotation, cellular component: cytoplasm. Gene Ontology annotation, molecular function: ligase activity, forming carbon-nitrogen bonds; ATP binding; metal ion binding. The transcript is spliced from 8 exons.